GGUCAUUCAGCAGAGACGGAAAUAGGGGGUUGUUGUGGAGUGUCCUUUUAAUGUAAUUGCCGCACACAUUCAAGAAUUGUUCAUUUCUAUCACACAUAUGUGUUAAUUUAAACAUAUAACAUACAAACAUCUACCCUUUGGUUGGGUUUCCAUGCGGACGACUUUAAUUUUGAUUGGCUGAUACUUGUUCGGAAUAUCCGACAUAGACAUCCUUGGCUACGUCAUUUUAAAGGGCCAUAUGUUCGAGUCUUCACUAUUUUUGCACAGGUAGCUGCAGCUGGUUUCAUUCAAUAAAGCAAGGAUGCCGCUGCCCCCUGCUUUAUUGGCACGCCUGGCCAAGAGAGGAAUAUUGAAACAAUCUGAUCACGAAACGGAAGAGGAGAUUAUUGCUGAAGACUAUGACGACAACAACGUGGACUACGAGGCCACCAGAGUAGAGAAUUUGCCUUCCAACUGGUACAAAGUUUUUGACCCUGCUUGUGGCCUGCCAUAUUACUGGAAUAUAGAAACAGACUUGGUUUGCUGGCUGUCUCCAAAUGACCCGGGUGCUGUGAUUACCAAGGCAGCAAAGAGACUACGAGUGAUCGAUGUGGGAGAGGAGCGAGUGGAGAGGCAGUUUGAGAAGCCAGAGAGGGACCGCGACCGCGAGAGGGAGCGAGAGAGAGACCGCGACCGCGAGCGAGAGAGAGACCGAGACCGGGAGGAGCCGAGGGACAGGCGGCAGCAGCGCAGAGACGACAUCGCCCCCUACAGCAAGGGCAAGAGAGGGAGGGACCGGAAGAUGGAGGAGAUGGACCCCAUGGACCCCAGUGCAUAUUCGGAUGCACCUCGGGGAACGUGGUCCACCGGGCUGCCCAAGAGGAACGAGGCGAAGACGGGAGCGGACACCACGGCGGCGGGGCCCCUGUUCCAGCAGAGGCCCUACCCGAGCCCCGGGGCCGUGCUGAGGGCCAACGCUGAGCUCACCAAGCUGAAGGAGGCGUAGGGUCACCUGACCCGCAUGGUCCAAUCAUCUCCUUCCAGGUCUCGAGUCUCGAAGGUGGAAAAAAAAUACUACCGGAGAAUUGUUCCUUGUAGUAUAUUUGUAAAUAGUUGUCAUUUUUUUUUCUAGCAGUAAAAUGCAAGUUCUAACAGUGAAGGCAAACUGGGUGCAUUGAUGAAGCAGUCCAGAAUGAGUUAACUUUAUUACAGUGGAGCCAUUGUUUUUAACUUGAAUAUUUGACAAAAUACAUGCCUGGGAGCUGUCGUUUUACUGAACUGCCGAGUGGACUUUUCAGCUGUGGAACUGGGGCGAGUGGGGCCUUCUGGUAGUGUUCUGUGGUACAUUUGUCAAAGAGAAGAUUCAUAUUCUCAGUAAUGAACCAUGCUGUGGAUCAGGAGUGUCAAGCCCCGGUCCUAGAGGGGCCCCAGUGUCUGCUGGUUUUCAGUGCGUUUCCGCAUGAGUGAUAUAUUUAAGUAAUCGAUUGGUAAAACACUUCCAUGAUUGGGGUUAAACCUGCAGACACUGCGGCCCUCCAGGACAGGGGUUAAACCUGCAGACACUGCGGCCCUCCAGGACUGGAGUUAAACCUGCAGACACUGCGGCCCUCCAGGACUGGAGUUAAACCUGCAGACACUGCGGCCCUCCAGGACUGGAGUUUGACACCCAGAUGUGGAUACUCAUGCCUAUUACAUGCGUCAUGUUCCAGUCGCCCGCUUGUGUGCGUGAAGCCGUUUAAUAAACAAAGCUGCCUGUGAA
Messenger RNA from Conger conger (European conger), 1738 nucleotides. It is a transcript of the gene pqbp1, whose product is annotated as polyglutamine binding protein 1. Lineage: Eukaryota; Metazoa; Chordata; Actinopteri; Anguilliformes; Congridae. Gene Ontology annotation, molecular function: ribonucleoprotein complex binding; protein binding. Gene Ontology annotation, biological process: alternative mRNA splicing, via spliceosome. Bases 302 to 985 code for a protein of 227 amino acids. The transcript is spliced from 7 exons. Gene Ontology annotation, cellular component: nuclear body; cytoplasm. The record is from RefSeq and is a predicted model, not a curated record.